Molecule: messenger RNA, 4178 nt
Organism: Sinocyclocheilus rhinocerous
Lineage: Eukaryota; Metazoa; Chordata; Actinopteri; Cypriniformes; Cyprinidae
Product: aryl hydrocarbon receptor nuclear translocator-like protein 1
Exons: 22
Coding region: 506-2476 (656 amino acids)
Biological process (GO): regulation of DNA-templated transcription
Cellular component (GO): nucleus; transcription regulator complex; cytoplasm
Molecular function (GO): DNA-binding transcription factor activity; protein dimerization activity
Source: RefSeq, a predicted model, not a curated record
UUGUGGAGUAAAAUUAAAUAAAAACUGAUUUAGAAUCAAGGAAUAAAUGUCGCAAACUAAUAAACAUUUUAUUCAAAAGAUUCAUGGCAUAGUAGCUUUUCUGCAAUGCUGAACAGACCAUUAGGGACUACACAUGAAAAGAUAUGUGACACAAGUACAGAAGGAGAAGACUCAGAGGUAACAUCAACAGCAAAGUGUUUAUUCACAUGUAUUUCAGAGAAGCAGCAUGGUAAACCGGUGAGUAUAAAAUGCAAUGAAGAUAGAAAGCACUUAGCUUGAGUGUAAACAGUUUGUUGCAGGUGCUGACGGGUGUGCGGUGAAUGCUUAGUGAAGACUAGACCUGAAGACUGACUGAAGACAGGAACGUAUCCAAGAAAGUAGCAGGGAAUUUCAGAGAAGCAGCGUGGUAAACAGGUGCUGGCGGGUGUGUGGUGAAGGCUUAGUGAAGACUGGAACUGAAGACUGACUGAAGACAGAGGAGGAUCGCAUCAGAAAGCCUCAGUUAAUGGUGAAGAAAGAGCAACCCUCGUCUAUCUCUGAUGAUCUAAUGGCAGACCAAAGAAUGGACAUAACUUCCACGAUGAAUGAGUUCAUGUCUCCCAGUUCCACUGACCUGAUCAGCAGCUCAAUGGGAAUGCCGGGCAUGGACUACACCCGCAAGAGGAAGGGCAGCAUCACCGACUAUCAAAUUGAUGGAUUUUCAUUUGAAUCUGAGGCUUCAUGGAUGAGAUUCCUCAUCCCAAUCUCACAGCUCACACAAACCGCUGAGAGUGAAUGGGACAGUAUGGACAUAGACAAGGACAAACAACUUGGAAGGGUUGAUCAGCAGAUUAAGAAUGCAAGGGAGGCUCACAGUCAGAUAGAAAAGAGACGCAGAGACAAGAUGAACUGCUUUAUUGAUGAACUGGCUUCAUUAGUGCCUACCUGCAACGCCAUGUCCCGCAAGCUGGACAAACUCACGGUGCUGCGCAUGGCGGUCCAGCAUAUGAAAACACUUCGAGGUGCUGCAAACCCUUAUACUGAAGCUAACUACAAGCCAGCCUUUUUAUCCGAAGAUGAGCUGAAGCACUUAAUAUUAAGGGCUGCUGACGGUUUUCUGUUCGUUGUGGGCUGUGAUCGGGGAAAGAUCCUUUUUGUGUCAGAGUCUGUCAACAAAAUUUUAAAUUACAGUCAGAAUGACCUGAUUGGCCAGAGUUUGUUCGAUUAUUUGCAUCCUAAAGACAUUGCAAAAGUCAAAGAGCAGCUCUCAUCUUCUGACACAGCCCCACGCGAAAGACUCAUCGAUGCUAAAACUGGGCUGCCGGUCAGGACAGACAUUGCCCCUAGUCCCUCCAGACUGUGCUCGGGGUCCCGACGCUCCUUCUUCUGCAGAAUGAAGUGCAACAGGCCCCUUGUCAAAAUGGAAGACAAAGAUUUUCCCUCAACUUGCUCCAAAAAGAAAGCCGAUCGCAAGAGCUUCUGCACCAUCCACAGCACUGGCUAUCUGAAGAGCUGGCCGCCCACAAAGAUGGGCUUAGAUGAAGACAAUGAGCCUGAUAAUGAAGGCUGUACUCUCAGCUGCUUAGUGGCCAUUGGCCGAUUACAUCCUCAUAUUGUCCCACAACCCACUAAUGGAGACAUCCGGGUGAAGCCCACAGAGUAUGUCUCACGCCAUACCAUUGAUGGGAAGUUUGUCUUCGUGGACCAAAGGGCCACAGCCAUUCUAGCUUAUCUACCUCAAGAGCUGCUGGGCACGUCGUUCUAUGAGUAUUUCCAUCAGGAUGACAUCGGACAUCUUGCUGAAUGCCAUAGACAGGUGCUGCAGAUGAGAGAGAAGAUCAACACCAACUGUUACAAGUUCAAGAUUAAAGAUGGCUCUUUUAUAACUUUAAGAAGUCGCUGGUUCAGUUUCAUGAACCCUUGGACCAAAGAAGUAGAGUACAUUGUCUCGACUAAUACAGUCGUCUCAGGCAGUUCUCUUGAUGGAGCAGAGCCUGGUUAUCCUCAGCUCACUGCCUCCCCCCAGAGUAUGGACAGCGUCCUUACAGCUGGUGACAGCUCAGGGAAGACUGUCCCUGGAAUCCCUGGAGGCACAAGACCCGGAGCAGGAAAGAUCGGCCGCAUGAUCGCUGAGGAAGUGAUGGAGAUACAAAGGAUAAGAGGCUCAUCGCCCUCUAGUUGUGGCUCAAGUCCCCUCAACAUCACCAACAGCACACCCCCUCCUGACACAUCCUCGCCGGAGGGCAGGAAGAUUUCAAAUGGUGGAACUCCAGACAUUCCUUCAGCAGGGAUGGUGUCGGGCCAGGACAGCAUAGGAUAUCCUUACUCUAACAGCUCGAUUUUAAGUGAUAAUUCACACAUCGGUAUCGGUGACAUCAUGGAUGAGCCGGGCUCCAGCAGUGAUGAGGCUGCCAUGGCGAUCAUCAUGAGCCUGCUGGAGGCGGACGCAGGUCUGGGAGGUCCCGUGGACUUCAGUGACCUGCCCUGGCCACUGUGAGAGUCCUGAAGGAGACCGCCACCCAUCAUGUGUACGAUCCAUCUCAACCGCGUUCAAACCAGCUAUGACCCUGACAAUCUUUUUUGGUGACAUUGCAUUUGUUUUUGUCACGGUGCCUCAGGUAGCUCCACCCACAGCAAAAUCGUAUUGGUCCACAACCUCAUUCCACAGCUGUAUGUUCAAAUGUGCCAAAAGUAGACUGUAAAAAAAGAUGGACGACACAUCUCCACUUUCUUCUACUAUAGAAAAGUGACGGCAAAAAAUCCCAUUAUGGCCACUGUCAUCUUGCAAAAAUGACGUCAUUCUGAGACUGAUUUUGCACAGUAGUGAUUCGUUUGGAGCCCGUGUUUGCACAGUACUGAUCGUGAGGUGGAGCUGUGGUAUCAGAGUUCCUCGCAAAUUCCCCUGGACCCAAUCGCAAGCUCACACUCCCGUUUUUAACGAACCAUCAAAUAACGAACUAAAAGCAAGCUAAAUAGAAAAAUGAACACUUGAACAUACGUCGUAUGAUUAAAAACUACCUGAAAUGAUGGAAACCAUCUUGGGGAAAAGUUUAUUUUGUGUAAUUAGAUUAUUUUUUAAGUUUGGCUUAAGUCCCAUUCGUUUACAUUGAGUGGGCGGGGUUUAUGACCUCUACUGCAGCCAGCCGCCAGAUGGCGAUCGAAAUGUUUUGGCUUAACUUUUCAGGACGUGUGCGGCACACUUGGUGUCAAAUAGGUGAUACUGUCAUUAUUUCACUUUCAUUGAGGACAAAAAUUGGUUUAUAGCACCUGGUUGGGACACAAUCUUCAAUCUUCUUGCAACACACCAUUAUCAGUGCUGGUACGGUACCUAAGGAUAUUGUUUCAGUCUACAGAAUGGAGCACUUAAUGCCAAACAACUAAAUGCGACAAAUCCUGUUGGGCUUACCGAUUUUUUUUUAUAUCCACCUCAGCAUUUCUGAUUUUUUUUUGUGUAUUUCUGCAUAUUUGCUCACUAAUCAAAUUUUGGUGAUCCAUGUGAAUUGUAGCCUCAGCCUCAGGCCACAAACAAUGACUUGAUUUAGACAUUAUAUUCUCCGCAAGCAUAAAAUGUGCAUAUUUUUUUUUUCAUUGAGAUCUGCUUUUAAACUGAAUACCAAGUAUUCCUAAACUUGAUUGCUAUGUAAAAUGGCUCUAGCUUAUUGUAUUGCAAUGCAUGUUGUUUCUCAAAUCCUCUGCAUCUAUUCUGUAACUGGAACUAUUUUUAUCCCAUGUGUUACACGAUCAUAACAGUUUCAAUUAUAAUCUUUCCCAUCAGCGAAACACCAAAAGCAACCAAAAAUUAAACUUCAUGUCAAGCGCUGUACAUUAUAUAUCUUUAUUAAUACAAUGAUUUUCAAGCGCUUGAACAGACAGAUCUUGAGCAGAUAAAUUAAUGUCGAUCCAAAAAAAACCACGGCAUUCGUUCACCAGGCAAAUGGACCUCCUGAGGACACACAGGAGUUUUGAGGAGAUCAAGAGGAGAGCUUUCCAAAAGAAAAAGUGGCAACAACCCAAAUGCAUCAAAUGAAAAGAACAUCAAAAUUAUAAUAAACUCAUUGCAGUAAUAAUAUAGUAAAAUGGAAAAGAACAAUAGUAAUAAUAGUUAUAAUCAUAUAAUAGGCCCAAUUACAAAAUAAGUGAGGUUGCAAACUUCAUUUCAAACAAACAAAAAUAGAUUUCCUUUGGUCAAGUAAAAAAAA